AUGAAUUCUCUUAAAAAAAGUUUAAGCAUAAAUAGCAGAAGAAGUUCAGCAAGUAGUGGAGUUUCAAUUAUAAGUGAAGCAUCUCCAAAAACUGAUUGGACGAGUAUUUAUGUAGGUGCUGCAUUUGCUUUUAUUGGAUCUGUACAAUUUAAUAUAUUUUUUGCUUCACUUUUACCAUAUUUAGAAAAAAAUGAUCCUAAAGGUGACCAAACAUUUUUUGGUUAUAUUGUUGCAGCAUAUUCAUUAGGUCAACUUAUAGCUUCACCACUUGUUGGAUAUUGGAGUAAUAAAAUUAAACAAAUAAAAAUUCCAGUACAAACAGGAUUAACAUUUAUGUUAUUGGGAAAUAUAUUUCACAUCUGUUUAGUACUUUUUCCAUCAAAUUCACGUCGUUGGAUAAUGAUGUUAGGAAGAUUUUUAACAGGUGUUGGAUCUAGUAAUACAUUACUCUUAAAAGCUUAUGCUACAUCUGCUUCAACAACAAAGGAUAGAUCUCAAGCUAUAGCAUACAUAACUGGUGGUAUGGCUAUUGGUACAACAAUGGGUCCUGCUUUUCAAGCAAUGUUUUCAGGAUUAUCAUAUCCUGGUUUAAGAAUUUUUUCUAAUGUAUAUUUUAAUAUAUAUACAGCACCAGCAUUUUUAGCUUGUCUUAUUAAUAUAUUAGGUAUGAUUGUAUUAUAUUUCUUUUUUCAUGAAUCAUAUGCUGGUGUUAUUGAUGAUCAAAAAAAUAACUCAAAAAGAGAUAAUACUAAAUUACCACCUUUUGAUAUGUUAGCCGUUAUAAUAAUGAAUUUUACACGUUUUACACAGAUGUUUGUUCAAACUAAUAUGGAAACAGUUUCUACAUCCUUUUCACAAAUUAUGUUUUUUUGGACAGCAACAGAAGCUGUAAAGUAUGGUUCAAUAGCUCAAGGUGUAUUAGGAGCUUUCUCAUUUAUUGUAUAUUUUCUUUAUAUAUCUUUGAAAUUGAAUCGUUAUAUGAAAUUUAGAAUAGCUUUACAAAUAUCAAUGGUUGCAUUAUUUAUAUUUCAUCUUCUUACAUUUGCUUGGCCAUUUUUACCAGAAUCAAUUCAUACAUAUAAUGUUACAGAUGAAAUAAUUGCUUCAAAAGAUGAAUUACCAGGUUGUAAUAUAAAUAAAUAUAGUUGGUGUCCAAAUGUAAAAGCAGUCAAUCAAUGGGUAUAUAUUAUUUCUUAUCCAGUGAUUAUUGGUAUUGCUUUUCCUAUAAUAAAUGUUGCUAUGAAUACAUUAUAUUCAAUGAUAAUUGGACCACGAAGACAAGGUACAAUGCAAGGUGUAAUGCAAGUAUCUGGAGCAGUUAGUAGAAUUAUUGGUCCUGUUACAGUAGGAACAUUAUAUCAAUCUUCCGGACCUUAUUAUGCUUGGGGAAUUGAAUUUAUUGUUAUAUUUUUAAAUCUCCUUCUUUUAAUGAUAUUUCAUAAAAGAUUAAUACCACUUCAAAUUCCUAAUGAUACCAAGGGAAUUGUUAAUAAAACAUUGGAAGAUGGUGAUGCAUCCGGUGAUGAAGGUGGUAAUUCAUUACAAAGAGUUAGUGAUAUACGACAAGAACCUAUUACCGGUACAAAAUAA
Messenger RNA from Strongyloides ratti, 1590 nucleotides. RefSeq names its product Major facilitator superfamily and Major facilitator superfamily domain, general substrate transporter and Major facilitator superfamily domain-containing protein. Gene Ontology annotation, cellular component: lysosomal membrane. The record is from RefSeq and is a predicted model, not a curated record. The transcript is spliced from 3 exons. Bases 1 to 1590 code for a protein of 529 amino acids. NCBI's taxonomy places the organism in Eukaryota, Metazoa, Nematoda, Chromadorea, Rhabditida, Strongyloididae. Gene Ontology annotation, molecular function: transmembrane transporter activity. Gene Ontology annotation, biological process: transmembrane transport.